Lycium barbarum (goji berry) is the source of this 3530-nucleotide messenger RNA. RefSeq lists its product as uncharacterized. The transcript is spliced from 2 exons. The coding region runs from base 1397 to 2941 and encodes 514 amino acids. The record is from RefSeq and is a predicted model, not a curated record. NCBI's taxonomy places the organism in Eukaryota, Viridiplantae, Streptophyta, Magnoliopsida, Solanales, Solanaceae.
AAAUGGAAAGUAGCUAGUCCAUACAAAUAUAUCUAUUGGUUAUAUUUGUAUAUGCUAGUAUUUCUAGUGUAUAUUAUCUAUCCAAGUGAGUUUCUGUUGAAGCAAGAUAAUCUCUUUGUUCGAGUUCUGGGAAUAUAAUCGUCUUUGUAAAGAGAGAGUGAAAUUUUUUGGCGCAAAUUUGGAAUCCAAGACGGUUACAGGAGAUGGGAACUAAAAAAAUAUAUACUCUAUUUCGUACCAGUUUAUGCGACAACAUUUCCUUUUUAGUUCAUUCCAAAAUGAAUGACAAUUUUCUAAAUUUGCAGAUCUGGCCCUCUUCUUUAUGUUUACUUACAUAUUAAUUCAAUUUUCCUUUCCUAUUGGAAAACAAAAAUAAGAAUCACUUCAACAGAAUAAAUAAUAAAUAAAAUAAAGGAUAUAUGAGUUUCUCCAAAAUAAAUAAGUGCCAAAUAUUAUGGACAGAGGGAGUAUAUAAUUUAUUUACAUAUUUAUUUUCCUUAAAUUUCCUUAUAUAUCCAACAGGCUCAAGGUAAUGACAUAUUUUUUUCAAAUAUAUUGAGGUGUGAAUUUAAAAGAGAAAAAAGAACACUUAUUGACAGUUUGACACUUAGUAUUUAAAUUACUUAAUUUGAUGCAAACACUAAAUGCGGGUUCCCAGUGAAUCUGAGUACCUAUGGAUUACCUAAACAGACAAAUAAAUCAACAAACUGUCAUAAAACCAAAAUUAUGAUCUGAAAACCUUCCUAGAGGAAAGAAAAUUAAUUUCUUUUAUCUUGCCUAUCUGAUUAUCUUCCUCUAGUGGGGUUUUUCUAUUUUCAUUGAUUCUCUUUAUCAACAAAAUUCAUAUAUCUUUGAAUCCUUUAGUUAAAAAAUUUAUCCCUUAAUAAAUAAUCCUCUUUGUAUCUUGUAAAUUCUGCAAUUUUCAUCUUCACUUUAUGUUUUGCUUGUUGAAUUUCCAGUAUAUAUAUGAGGGUCAUUUCUUGAAGAAAAAAAAUAUAUAUAUGAGAUCUCAAAUAUUUUCUUUCAACUCUUUGGUUUUUAUAUCUAAUGUAAAUGUAAAUAAUUAAAAAUUUCUUGGUUGAUGUGCACUAAGUUGAUCAAAAUCAAAACAUGGAUUACUAUGAUCAAUGAUAAAAAAUUGAAUAUUUGAAGCAUUAAGUGCAAUUAGAUCCAUCUUUUUUAGGGUAUUCAUAUAUUACUAUUAUCAAUUAGCCUGUAGCGAAACAAGGAAUUUUGUUAAGGACGUUAUUCGACCUAUAUACACAGUAUAAUUUUCCGACUAAGGGUGUUUAGCUGACUACGGUCUAUCAGAUAAAUUUUGGAUUCUUGUUUGUGUCUCUUAUUAUAGGCACAAACAAGAUUGUCUUUUUUUUUUUUUCCUUGUUUGUUAUUUUUGAUGGCUGAAAUUGGCAAGGCAAUGUCCCGAUUCGACGUUAAAUCGUUACAAGAAACGCUUUGUGUUCAAGAACAACUUAUAGAGAAGCUUUAUAAUGAGAUAGAUGAAGAAAGUGAAGCCUCAGCUAGUGCUGCUAGUGAAGCGUUGUCGAUGAUUUUACGUCUACAAAGCGAAAAGGCUGCAGAAGAAAUGGAAGCAGAACAGUAUAAAAGAUUUGUACAAGAAAAAAUGAGUCAUGCUGAAGAAUCAUUGUCAAUUUUACAAGAACUUAUUAAUCAAAAAGAGAUGGAGAAAUUUGCAUUGGAUUAUCAAGCCAAUGCUUACCGAUAUAAGCUUCUAAGUAUGGGCUAUGAUGAUGAUAUUGAAGCUAGUGAUAUCGAAUUUCUCGAGAAUUUAGAUGAAGAAUUGAAAGUUCAGUCUAUUGGGAGGUGUAAAUCCGACCCGAAUAUCACACAGAAAUAUGCAAACAUGAAAAAGCGCGUUGUUGAUAGAGACGAAAAUAUCAGUCCACAACGCGAUUUGAAUGAUAUAAAUUCAUACUGUGAACAGAUUGAAAAGUUGGAAGAAAGAGUGAAACAGAUUGCUGGUGCUAACUAUGCGAAGUUGUCUAGUUUACCAGCUUCUAAAAGAAGCUCUUGUAACAAUUUCUUGGAGCAGUUUAAAGAAACACUCGUUCAGCAUCGAGGGAAUAAAACAGAUAAAGAAGCUGCUGUUAGUCGUUCUGCUUCUCCUCCUCCGAAUGUUCUUGAUGUCUUUGAAGUCCCUCGAGCAAUUGAAGACAAAGAAUUUGUCCCGAAAGAGGCUGUAAAACAACUUGUUAAAGAUGAAACUGAUUGCCAUAAGAAAUAUUUAGUACCUAUGCAGCAUGAGAACAAGUCACAUUCGAAAAUUCAUUCUACAACUAAUGCUGCAGAAACAGCAGAUAUUCGUCGUGUCAAAAGGACAACAUUUGAGAUACCUGAAGUUGAGAGACAAAGUACAAGGAAAGAACCCGACAGGCACGAAGAGCUAACAUUGUUACAUGACAUUAAGAAGCAACUAAAUUUAGUACCUAUGCAGCAUGAGAACAAGUCACAUUUGGAAAUUUGUCCUACAACUAGUUCUUCAGAAACAGCAGAGACUCGUCGUGUCAAUAGAACGCUUGAGAUAGCUGAAGUCGAGAGACAAAGUACGAGGCAAGAAUUCGACAGACAUGACGAGCUAAUGUUGUUACAUGAUAUUAAAGAGCAACUAAAUUUAGUACCUAUACAGCAUGAGAACAAGUUACAUGGAGUAGGUGAAGCUGCAUCCCCUACAACUAGUGCUUCAGAUACAGCAGAGAUUCGUAGUGUCAACAGGACGACAUUUGAGGUAGCUGAAGUAGAGAGACAAGGUAUGAGGCAAGAACUGGACACACACGAAGAGCUAACAUUGCUACGUGAAAUAAAGGAACAACUAAAUUUGAUUCAAUCUGACAUUAAAAGUUGGAAAAAUAACAAGUCAUCUCCAAGAAAUGAGCCAUCUGUAGUUUCUCUAACAGAGGUGAUGGUUUGCUUUUGGCUCUGAUCAAAAAGCUAUAAGAUUCAACAUGCUGAGUUAGUGCUUAUUAACUAUGUGUUUAGGCUGAAUUAGUGCUUAUUCAAAAAUAUCAACGGGUGUGUGUCAAAUCCUCCAAAAGUAGUGUAUUUUUGGAGGAUCCGACACGGGUGUUGCAUCAUUUUUGGAGAGUCCGAGCAACAUAGCUUAUUAUGCCUUUUUGAGUUGUGUAACAGCACUGCUGGAUUUUUACAAGAACAGUCGCGAAGGGAUGAUUCGAGUAUAAAGAUGAUCAUCAGUGGCUGUAAAUUUUUUAUAUUUCAUGAAUCUGCAAAUAUAUACCAUAUCAACCAAGAAGAGAGCUGCUUUUAUUCUGUUAUCAGGUUCUCUACAGUUUUGUAUUAUUAUUGAAAUUCUUACUGGCAAUGACUGUACAGAAGUAUGUUUUGUAUACUAAUGGCUAAUUUAUCUGCUACUUUUAUGUCAUUCAUGAUGGGUCCAUUGAUUCUGCACUCACAAUUGUGUUUCCUUAGACUAAUGUAUUACUAGUGUUUAUAGUAAAACACUUCUCCUUUCAUUUUAAAUUAUGAUGGGAAGUCUUAACGGUCUUUUUUUUUCA